Messenger RNA from Ogataea angusta, 501 nucleotides. RefSeq lists its product as uncharacterized. NCBI's taxonomy places the organism in Eukaryota, Fungi, Ascomycota, Pichiomycetes, Pichiales, Pichiaceae. The coding region runs from base 1 to 501 and encodes 166 amino acids. The record is from RefSeq and is a predicted model, not a curated record. The transcript has a single exon.
AUGGAUUCUGUCUACGAAGAGUUUUCCAAGUAUGAUUUCGACUCCAAUGAGGAGUACCUUGCCGGUCUUGAGCAGGUCAUGGAGCAGUACUUGAUUCUACAAAGUCAGAGCGAUCCAGAGAUUGCAAAAGACAUAUCGGAAGGCGUUUUUGACGUCUCGAAAAUCAAACCUCAAGAUAAGGAACAGCUGGUAUGGCAAGCAAAAGUGUAUUUUUUCUGCUCACAGACAGGAGAGAUUCUGGACCUUGAUGACUAUCAGAAGUGGGAGAGUGAACGGAAGGCGCAGGAGCCCCAGGAAAAGAACACAAAGGAAAUCCCGUAUUCUUCGAACUACGAGCAGUUAGUGGAUCUCAUCGUCAACAACAAGCCAAUUCCGGGCAUAAAACAAAUACCAGAUACGGUGCUAGGACCGGAACUUUCGUCUAGCAGCACACUGAGCGAGCGUAAGAAGCCUUGGGAGCAACAGAAAGAGAAAAACUGUUCUGAGCAAAAAGAUGCAUAA